CAUGCUCCAUGUGUUAUCUACCUGCACCUUCAAGAGGAGCCUGACAAUGAAAUGAUUCCACAUGGAAAACAGACUGAAUCCAGGGGAGGAGAACCAGCAAAUGCCUCUGAUCACCAACCAGCCUGUCCACAAGACAUUCAUGCUGUGCUGAGAGAGAUGACUGCCUUGUUGGCUGAACAGAGGGUGGAGAUCAGGCAGCUACAGAGAGAUAAUGAAGCACAGGCAGAAAAGCUGGAGGGACAAAGGACUGAGGUGAACAACUUGAAGCAACAGCUACAAGCCAAACAGGUGGCUUUCUCUGCCUCUCUGUUGGCUUCAGGUGAAGGAACAAUCGGACCGAUUAACGCACACACUCUUCUGGUCUUCAGACGUGUUGUCACAAACAUUGGAAACGCCUACAACCCAAACACAGGGUUUUUCAUUGCACCAGUGAGAGGAGCCUACCACUUCGAGUUCUACAUCGGUGCAGGUGGACAUAAUUCACAUGCUACAGGUGCUUGGUUGGUCAAGAAUGGAGAACAUAUUUGUAUUGCAUGGGCACAUCAAAGUAACUUAUAUGGGAGUUCUGCCAAUGGCGCCACACUGCUUCUAGAGGUUGGAGAUGUUGUGUUUGUGCGUCAGUAUCACAACACAAGGAUAUAUGACAAUGAAAAUCACUUAAGCACCUUCAGUGGUCAUCUGCUUUUCACCAUGUGA
This is a messenger RNA of Scomber japonicus (chub mackerel), 696 nucleotides long. RefSeq names its product complement C1q-like protein 2. The transcript has 6 exons. The record is from RefSeq and is a predicted model, not a curated record. NCBI's taxonomy places the organism in Eukaryota, Metazoa, Chordata, Actinopteri, Scombriformes, Scombridae. Gene Ontology annotation, molecular function: protein binding. The coding region runs from base 52 to 696 and encodes 214 amino acids.